CACCGGGCAUUGUCCUAACUUUUGGGUGAUAAGUGAUAAAUACCGUCCCUGAUGGUGCACGUAGGUGUAAUUCGCUAAAAAAAAAAAAAAAAAACAUAAAAGUAAUAAUUAAAAAGAAAAGUUUCGACGUCUGUGUCGAAACGAUAAAAGAUAGGACAGAAGAAACGAUAGACAACUAGAGCGAGAACGAACACGAAGAUUGUAGAAGAGUAGAGAAGGUUCAAUUUGUGUGACAGUGGAUUUAUUUUUGGUUUUGUUUUAUUUAUUUUUAAUAAAACACCAUGAAAAUUUUAGUAAAAAUUCUUCAAGGACGAGAGUGUGUCGUGGAGAUAUCACCAUCAGAAACUGUUUUGGAGUUAAAAAAUAAAGUUAGCGAGCUUUUGGGUGUGGACGUUCCUCAACAAAAACUUCUGCUUACUGGCAAAGCACUUGCAGAUGAAAAUCCAUUGAGUUUUUAUCCAGGAAUAAAAGACGGCAGCAAGUUGAAUCUAGUUGUCCGAAAAACGACACAAGAGUCAAGCGAUGAAAAGUCACCUGCAAUACAAAAAUAUGGAACAGCGUUGCUGCGUGAAUCAGUAUCUAAAAUAUUAAAAAAAUAUUACAGUCAAACUGAAACGGAGUCAAUUACCAAUGAACUGGUCAAGGAAUUAAGGACCAAAGUUAAUAACCUUAGUUUCGACGAUUUGGAAAGAUUAGCUACCGCUUUACUUCAAGAUCAAGAAAAUAUAGUAUGAUGUAAUAUUUAUUAAUAUUAAUAACGAUAAUAAUAUUAUUUACUAUUCCAAUUUAUCCCUUUACAAUGUAUAAUUAUUAAUUGUAUACUGUAAUAAUAGUUUAACUAAAUAUUGAUUUUCUAUUGACAUAAAUUAUCAUGGUAUACUCCAAAAAAAAAAAAAAAGUUACGUAAUCAAUUUAAGUUAUAAAAUCAAUCAUUUUUUUUAAUUGUAACAUCUCAACAACAAAAUACACCAAUUUAUAAAUUA
This is a messenger RNA of Cotesia glomerata, 983 nucleotides long. RefSeq names its product ubiquitin-like protein 4A. The record is from RefSeq and is a predicted model, not a curated record. Gene Ontology annotation, molecular function: protein binding. Gene Ontology annotation, biological process: post-translational protein targeting to endoplasmic reticulum membrane. NCBI's taxonomy places the organism in Eukaryota, Metazoa, Arthropoda, Insecta, Hymenoptera, Braconidae. Bases 282 to 734 code for a protein of 150 amino acids. The transcript has 4 exons.